UGGGGUGUGUCCUGUUAGCUUUGGAGGGUGAUGUGUAUGAGUAGCAUGGAGAAGUCCUACAGCAGUGUGUUAGAGCGACCGUAGAAAUUACCAUCUACACCUUUUGUUUAUCGCGUAACAUCAUAUAGUUAUAUACGAACCUAAAUUCAAGAGUUGAACCAACGCCGCUGCGGUUCCUUCCUGCUGUUACCUGACUCCAUUAGGAUGUUUUCGGUCUGGGAGUCUGCGGAGCUGUAGCCAAACUGACUGUGCCUGUCUGUAACCUGUGUGUCUGCGUCACUGACCGCGAUGCGUUUUAACGAAAAGGAGCUGGUGUCCCUGAGCCGACAGCCCUCAGAGAUGGCAGCUGAACUGGGGAUGCGAGGACCCAAGAAAGGAGACGUUCUAAAGAAGAGGCUGGUGAAACUUGUCGUUAACUUCCUCUUCUAUUUCCGGACUGAUGAGGAGGAGCCAAUUGGAGCUUUGCUGUUGGAGCAGUGUCGAGUGGAGAAGGAAGACAGCCAGACUUUCUCUAUUGUUUUCCUGGAUGAAGCAGAGAGGAAAUAUCUGUUUGAGUGUGACUCUGAGGAGCAGUGUGGAGAAUGGAUAGAUUCUAUUAUCAAGGCCAGUUACGAGUUCAUGAGGAAGAACCUUAUAUUCUAUCGAACUGAAAUCCACAGGCUCACUGGCAAGGAUCCAUUGGAGCAGUACGGUAUAUCUGACGAAACUCGCUUUCAGGUCAGCAACGGCCUGCAGCUCAUGCCUCGAGAUACCUCCUCUCUGUAAAUGGUGUCCUGUGUCCAAAUGUACUUCACUUUCAUUUAAGUUCACCCAGCCAUUCCAGCAAUCACUCCUCACUGGAUCACGCACCUCAUGAGCUUUUUACAUCUCAGUCCUCUGAAUGUAUUUAGUGUGUGCGGACAGGUUUUUCACAGAUGUGAUGUUCUUAAAUCUGUUAUUUCCAGUCAAAACUCAACACUGUACUAUGUUAUGUUUUGGUUCAGGGGUAUUUUUCAUGCCAUUUAUCUUUCCAUUUUCAUAUUUGACUUCAGCCUGGACUUGUUUAUUCUACAUAUAAAAUAUGUUUUAUAGUAUUUUUUCUACUAGACAUGCUCUGUCUUUAAAAGAUGUGAUGUGAGUCUCAUAGUAUUUGUGCUGUACAGUUUGAGCUGUGACUUUCAGGACUGUUCCCUAUGAGCGUUGCUGAGAAUCAGUUCAGGAUAAUUAAACAUUUGACACAAUCAAGCAAAUGUACACUGCUCACAAAAAAGGUAAUGAUUGUAAGAUAUCCAGUUAAUUUAGAGGAUCUUAGGUAGUUUUUACCGUCUGGAUAUAAAAAAAGAUAACCCUGAUCUGCUGAGUUGAGCCACAUUUCACGCCAUUGUUGCUUAUGAAAAAGAAUAUUUUAAGAGAUCCCUAUAUAUUUAUCAUCCUGCAUAUAGAUUUUUUUCUUGUAUUUUUUAACUACAUUUUGCACAUAUUGCUUAACCGGGUGUUAGCCAUUUCUUUUAACAGAAAUUUCAAUGACUGACUGACUUGAACCUACUGUACCUUUUUCUUUGGCACUUUCAGAUUCAGAUUCCUUUGAGUAAUGUUUGGACCAUAUUUGGAAACUAGACUCUUUAUAUGCUGUGUUUAAUAUUACAUUAUCAUCAGUAAGGCAUAGCUGUAUCUGAAAGAACAUUGUCAUUGAAUGUGUUUGUUUUCAAACUUUUGCACAUGUGAUUUCUUCAGUCUGGUCUUACAUCAUGUUUAGAUUAUAUUUGUUUCAUUGCAAUCCUUAUUUAGGUCAUCUUUUUUGCUAAUAAAAAAUAUUUGGACGAAUAUGCAGUUUUUAUCUCCAUUAUUCAGUGUUAGUAGAGUCUAGUGGUUAUAGUCACUUUCAUGUAGGUCUAUAACACAUUGCAUAUUUUAGCACUGACACAACAAAAAAAAA
Molecule: messenger RNA, 1915 nt
Organism: Sphaeramia orbicularis (orbiculate cardinalfish)
Lineage: Eukaryota; Metazoa; Chordata; Actinopteri; Kurtiformes; Apogonidae
Gene: plekhj1
Product: pleckstrin homology domain containing, family J member 1
Exons: 6
Coding region: 289-765 (158 amino acids)
Biological process (GO): endosome organization; receptor recycling; retrograde transport, endosome to Golgi
Cellular component (GO): early endosome; recycling endosome; trans-Golgi network
Source: RefSeq, a predicted model, not a curated record